Messenger RNA from Pseudo-nitzschia multistriata, 2732 nucleotides. Lineage: Eukaryota; Bacillariophyta; Bacillariophyceae; Bacillariales; Bacillariaceae. The record is from the annotation of a GenBank genome assembly.
UACAACUUGCACGAACGUACGGUAUGUCAACUCUUUUCUCACAACAUAAAACAAAGCAUACGUAAAAAAAAUUACACCACCAAAGAAAACCAUCACGCAAUUUCACCGAAAUCCUCAGCACGACAAACCAUACGAAACAAUGGAGUGGCCUUCCCUAGAGUUCCAAUCGGAUCUCCUCAACUGCAUCGAGAACGACGAAAUCCUCUCGCACUCGUCGCAAGUGUUGUCCGAUCGAUUCCUUUCCGAUCUGGCGUCGUCCAUCGUCACCAAGGAGAUCUACGCCCGGGCUGCAAGCGCUGCCCUGGCAUCGGACACCAGCAGAAUUGUGGCCCGCAAGAGCAACACCGGGGAAAACGAACUCUCCGAGAAAAUGGUCGUAGCUUUUCUGGACAAACUCCGCACAUCCGCUUCCGACAGCGACGAGUGGCAUGCAUACCAGUACCGCGAGACCGCCCGCGACGUUACGGAGCUCAUGGCAUCCCUCGAUCCACUGGCCACGCUGAAAUUCUGCAAAGGUGGACUGGACGCCGUCCACGAUUUGUUAAAGUACCGGUUGCCAAGCAGCAGCAGCAGCGAUUCCCCCACUGACGGAUCAGCGGCACUCUUGAAUGCGAAAGACGCUUACGUAUUGUCUCAGUCGUUCCCGAAGCUCGAUGCCGAUAGCGUGACCGGCACACGGGCCCCCGAUCUCGAGUUUCGGUUUGGACUUUUGCACAAUAACAGCAAGGUCAAUAGCAACAGCAACGUCGACUGCGAUGUCAACUCCCUUUACGGCAUGGAGGCCUGCGAUAUCGUCAACGCGCUUCACCAAGACGGAACAAUGGAGACCUCGGCGGCAUCACUAGCCAAGAACACGCUCGCAAAUCCCAAUCUGGUAGCACAAUUAUCCGCAUCGAAAACGACGAACUCUACAGGCGAAAACCAAACCGAAACGAUCUUUGUCGUUUUGGGGUGCGACCAUCCAAUGAGCCCGGCGAAGCCGCUUUUGCGGAUUCCCGGUGUGAAAGUUCUAGGAAUCCCCUCUUCUGAAGAGGGUUUGGAAGAUAUCCUAGAUUACGUUCGAUACAACAGUCCCGACGAUACCACAUUCGUCCAUCCGAUUUGGAACCAAAAGGACAAGAAAGGAAACUACCACAGAAAAAGAAACCGGACCGGCAACAACUUGAUUCUUUCUAGGGGUCCACAAGUAGCCCAGUGGCUUAUAGACCACGCAAUACUCGCAAAGAAGGACGGGGAUGAAAUCACGACUGAUAGUAAAGCAAGUGCCAAUUGCAGAAAAAAACUUAAACUCGUUUUGGUUCCCAUGGCCAUGCCAUCACUGCCCCCGGCAACCACUUCCCGCAACAGUGAUUCGCCCUUUGCUUUCGUCCCUGAAGCCAGCGUCCGGUGGGCUGCGUCUUCCGACUUAAUCGUUCAGCGGGUUGUGAUGGCGGCCGAAGCCGCAAGCACCACGUCUAGGCAAAUACAGUGCUCGCUGUGGUCCUACCAGAGCUCAAGCACCUGCAUGGUCGUCCCUCCGACGUCUACCACACUGAGCACCGAGUUGUUGCACAAGCGCCCAUCUCACGAACAAUGGCUCCACACACUAAGCAUGGGCACUGUUUUGACUCCGACAAUAGAAGAGGACAAUAACCGCAACAAGCUUCACAAGCAUCACACCGAACAGCAAGAUGACCAUUCGAGAUCGACUGCGGUUCCUUCCGGAAGCUCCGAAAGUGAUAUCGAAGCCAACACMGUGAGGAAUCGCUUCGUGGGUGCUGUUAGCAAUACAAACCACAACUACUCGAUCGUCAACGGAAUCGUGACCUCGGAAGGUCCUCACCAUAUGCUGUCGGAGCACAUUAGAUUGUGGAGGGCCAUGAUAACACACUACAGCGCCGAUUUAGAAAAUAAUUCCUCCCAAAAUUAUAUUGGAGAUUAUGACUCCGACUCUGACGACGAUGAUGAUGGUAUACAGCGGAAGAACAGUGUCCACGUCUUUGCCCCUCACGUUCCAAUUGUUUCUCGUGGCUUAUUGACGGAAGCUAUCGAAAAAGCAUCACCAUCGACACCAAAAAUAUCGGCAGCGAGGCCGAACAAGAUCACCGCACCUCUGCAGAUUCUAAACUCGGGGACAAUGGCCUCUCUGAUGGCAGCCAUCGCGCUAGCGGGCUUUACAGAUCCCUUGAUCAAUCAACCGAUGCCAAUGGGUCUAAUCGACGAGAAAGAUGCAAAUACUGCCGAAGCAACAAUAAUUACUACCCCCUUUUGCCUUUUUUGGAACGGUAGCGUUCAUUCAGGCGUUUGGAACUGCCCUUACACACUCGACAGCAUCUUUGGAACGGUGGGGUAUUUCCUCGAAAAAGUGUACGGGUAUUGCGACUCGGCCCUGGCAGCUGCCUCUAGCGCGAUAGCUAUUGCUAAUGCGAAUGCCGCGGUGUCGGGUCUCUGGAAUAAAAACAGCAACGAUACCCAAAACAUUGAACAAAGAAUCACGACGAAUACUAAAUCAACAGAAGCAGCAAAGAGUGGUCGAGACAACAAAUUCAACUAUGCAAACAACGACGACCACUGUAACACAUCGAUCGUGGACAUGGUUCCAUCUAUCAUGAGAGACGAAGAACGACAAGAUCAACAAUUGAUGCCAAAUCUGGUAAAGGAUCGAUUGGAAAUUCUAGCAUAACACAGUAGAAGUACUAACGAACUGUGUUGGAUAGCAUAAGUUUCUAUAACACUAAAUGAAUCUUUUGUUC